Messenger RNA from Tremella mesenterica DSM 1558, 1023 nucleotides. RefSeq lists its product as uncharacterized. The record is from RefSeq and is a predicted model, not a curated record. Bases 220 to 1023 code for a protein of 267 amino acids. Gene Ontology annotation, cellular component: Golgi membrane. NCBI's taxonomy places the organism in Eukaryota, Fungi, Basidiomycota, Tremellomycetes, Tremellales, Tremellaceae. The transcript is spliced from 7 exons.
CAAUCAUAUCCUCCUUCACUCAAAGGUCAUCUACUUUAUUCCUCAAUUAGAACACUAUAAGCUGUCUUUCCAUCUCGCCAAUUUAUUCUACAUUGAAUAUCGGGACUGAAUUCCUACACUCACUCACCAAACAACGAUCUCAACGAUCUUCCCAACUAAUCCUCCCCCGGACCGAACCCAUCCUUCAAACUGUCUUCCAUCCGCCUCAGACCUAAAACCAUGUCUUCCCUCUUACCUCUCUCAGGACCAGGACCAUCUUCGAACUCUGGGAGAUAUCUAGAAACAGAAUUUGAUGUCCCUAGAUCAGAUAGAAGUUUACCUUUGGUUUUGAGGAGAUUAACAAAAUUCAAAGCUAUGGACUUCGAAUUAGCUUUUUGGCAACUCACUUAUCUGGUUGUAGCUCCUAGAAGAGUGUAUAAACAGACAUAUCAUCAUAAACAGACUAAAAAUGUCUGGGCAAGGGACGACCCGGCAAUGUUACUCCUCAUCUCUGCUUCAUUGGCAAUAGUCGGAUUAGCUUGGUCAUUAGUUUAUCGUAGAUCUAUGAUAGAAACGAUGUUGGUGAUUCUCAAAAUGGUUUUCCGCGACUUCCUUCUUUCAUCACUUAUCAUAGCUCUGAUCCUUUACAUACUCACCAACCGACUUCUUUUAUCUCCAGCCGCUUCAUACUCUAACGAAAAUCGAGUAGAAUUCACAUACGCUUUUGACGUUGCUGUUAAUUCCUUUUUUCCAGCUUUUCUCGCUGUUUAUGUGGCUUUGUUACCGCUGGUUGGGGUGGUAGUUAGAGAUAAUUGGGUUUGUUUGUUUUUUGGAAACACUCUCUUCCUCGUCGCCGGAAUACAAUACGUCUACGUCACAUAUCUCGGUUACGCCGCUUUACCAUUUGUGGCCCGUAGUCAGAUCUUGCUCUCCCCACUUUUGCCCAUCUUUGGAGGUUAUCUGCUCAGUCUACUUGGCUUCAACAUUGCUAGACAUACCCUUCAGCUUUACUUCGGUCAGCCAUGGCAUCAGUCCCCCACCUGA